Molecule: messenger RNA, 357 nt
Organism: Cryptomeria japonica (Japanese cedar)
Lineage: Eukaryota; Viridiplantae; Streptophyta; Pinopsida; Cupressales; Cupressaceae
Exons: 1
Coding region: 1-357 (118 amino acids)
Source: RefSeq, a predicted model, not a curated record
AUGCAGGUGGUAGUCGAGGAGCGGAGCGGCGGCCGGGGGCCGGGUGGUGGCGGUCGGGUAGCCGACAACGUAGGUGGGUGGCGGCCGGGCGGCGGUAAGGCAGCCGAUAGUGCAGGUGGGUGGCACGGCGGUGGGAGGCUGGGGAGCCAAGGAGGCCAGCAGGGGGCCGGGUUGGAGGGGGCCGGGAGCCGGCAGGGGGUCGAGAAAUCGAUAGAGGGUCCGGAGGGCUGGGCGCAGCAGCAAACGACAGGGAGGCCGGAGGGAAUAGCCGUUGGCGGGCUGCAGGUGGUGGUACCUACAAGGACAGUUGCAGGCCUACGGGGCCAGGGGGUAGGGGCCCCAUGGUACCCUGCGUGA